This is a messenger RNA of Cyprinodon tularosa, 1402 nucleotides long. RefSeq names its product nerve growth factor b (beta polypeptide) (gene ngfb). Gene Ontology annotation, molecular function: growth factor activity; nerve growth factor receptor binding. NCBI's taxonomy places the organism in Eukaryota, Metazoa, Chordata, Actinopteri, Cyprinodontiformes, Cyprinodontidae. The record is from RefSeq and is a predicted model, not a curated record. Bases 313 to 906 code for a protein of 197 amino acids. Gene Ontology annotation, biological process: regulation of neuron differentiation; positive regulation of collateral sprouting; nerve development. The transcript has 3 exons.
UUCAAACAAGUGCAAGACUCAGAUAGGAGUGUUUGAAAUAAAAUGGUUGCUUAACAGUCGGGGGUUCUCUGGAACUGGAGAUAUAAACUGGAAUAUAUUUCAGGAAGCUUCAGGAAUCCUGCAUCUGUAAGAGACAACAGACCUACUUUAAAGGGCUGAAGAGCCGAGGCAUAGCAGGGCAGAAGUGUGCUGCAUGGGGCCACGGCCAGGCCUUAUGGCAGGAGGCGCCAAGAUCUCAAAGAGCUAUAAUUACGUUCUGUAGGAGCCUCUGAGGUGAAACAGUUCACACAGACACUGAAAGAUCGUGUGCCCAUGAGGUCAUCCAUGCUGGUCCUGUUUUUCGUCUUCAGUGCCCAGGCUCUGGCCACCAUCACAGGGGUCUCGUGCAGCUCCACAACAGAUCAACAGAAAAACUCAACCUCCAUCCCAACUGUGGACCCUAAACUCUUCAGCAAGCGUCAUUACCUCUCACCCAGGGUGCGGUUCAGCUCACAGCCCCCCAAUGUGGAACCAACGGGGGAGCAUGGUAUCAGCAGGAGGACUCGAAGGCGAGCGGGACAGCCUCAACACCGGGGGGUGUACUCUGUGUGUGAGAGUGUUAGUGUCUGGGUGGGCAACAAGACCAAAGCCACAGACAUCUCAGGCAAUGAGGUGACAGUGCUCCCAAAUGUGAACAUAAAUAAUGUUAACAAGAAGCAGUAUUUCUUUGAGACGACGUGUCACAGCCCUGGCUCUGGAGGCUCAGGCUGUUUAGGAAUUGACGGGAGGCACUGGAACUCCUACUGCACCAACUCACACACUUUUGUUCGAGCACUGACUUCAUUCAAGAACCUGGUGGCUUGGAGGCUCAUACGCAUCAACGUGGCUUGCGUGUGUGUGCUCAGCCGCAAGUCAUGGAGGCAGUGAAGACCGAGCCGACAGGCUGGCACUCAGAACACAAUAUAGACAAACACAAUAAAAUGUAAACAGGUAUGUUCCUGCAAAUAAAUUAUCACCAAAGGCCUGCACAAAGUAAAUUAUUAUAUUAUGUGUCAAAGUAUUGGGACUACAUGUAUUCACACCAGACCUGGGUCAAAGAGUACCUACAAGUUUGUCAUUACUAAAGUAUUAUCAGAAUUGUAAAAGUGUUUCAUUCAGCUGUGGUUCACAAAAAAGGCCAGUUUCUUGAGAUGCAAGUGUUCAUUGCAUCAUUAUAGCAUUAGACGAUGUAGUUUCUAAAGGAAAAAACUUGAAGUGCGAAAUUUCCUUUUAGUAAACAAUAUAGCCUGUGCUCUUUAAAAUCUACUACAUUUAGAAGAAUUUAUUUGCAAAAUAUUUAUGGUACAAACCGAUUCCAUCAAUUGAAAGUAACAACAGAAUUUUUAUUCUAACAUAUUCAGCAAAAUACAAUGCCGAUGAAAAA